AUGUCGGUCGAAAAUCGACUGGAAACCUAUGUCUUUUCCAAAAAGAGAGAUCACAUCACUAGUCAUUUGAGAGUUCACGUUGCUUCAAAGCCACAUGUCUGUGAGGAUCUAAAGAAACAUGAAAGAACACAUAUACAAAGUGCUAAGAAGCCGCCACCCUCUCCCACUCCUUCCCCAGAACCAUCAGGAGUCUAUCCACAGUACCUCGACCCUCAAUUCACCCAUACAAGCUUGAAUGAUACACUUGGGAGUACCAAGAAUAACGGAACGAAACGCAGUAUAGAUGAGGCCAUUGAAGGGUUUUAUCAGGAAGUGAAAAGGCAGCGCAUUGUUCCGAAGUAUAAUAAUGAUUUAAUAGACAAAUUAGAAGACAUUUCUGGUGUCGUCGGAGAUAUCAAUCAACUGAGCUUACCAUCAUCCACCUUCUCAAAAAAGGAGGACCUCCAUGUCUUCGGGGAUUUCUUGGCGCAAACCCUGCGUGAGAUGGAAACCAACCCCGCUGCCUACUUUACUAAUGUUUCUACUAGCAUACCAAAUACUUUGGAUGAAAUUCUUAUCGGUGAUGGAUUGAAUCCUGUGGUGGAGGAUGUUUAUCCACAGACAUAUGUGUGUUACGAUAACAGCAUCUCACGUCCGUCAGAAUAUAUUUCGGUUUCGCCAUACAUUUUUAAUCCCAAUUUCAGGCAACCACAACAAGUUAUUCCUUAUUGUAUUGAGCCUGAUUUUUCUGGACUUCAGACCCGGAUUCAGCAGACCGGCCUACUGCAAACAUCUAAUAGUCAAGUUUCAGAUGUCGCAAGUGGUUCGGUCAACGUAGAGCAAAAACCCUCGGGAGAAAGCAUUAAACCAAAUUCUACUGAAGAUCAGGUACCUUCAGGUAAAGAUCAUGCGGUAAGUAAGGGCGACAGUGUGGAUGAGCUGUCCGACCGAGUUGCCAAUCUAGGUAUAAGUGAUAAACCUAAUAUCACAAAGGCACAGGAUUCAAAGAACAAUCUGUACAGUGAAGCUCUAAGAAAGAAACACAUUGUUCUUGUUAAUGCCUUACUCAAGAAGGUUGAAGAAAGUCUCUCCAGGCAACUGGAUGAGACUUCUGUUAAACAUGAUAAGGACCGUAAAGAUACUGUUCGGUCCAAUAAUUUGUCAAAUCCCCCGAGGGAUUCACUAUCGAUGCAUCCCAUUUUAGAUGGUGAUAAGCUAAAUUUGGGAGUAGAGAGCUUGGUUACGGUAGAAUGA
Acaulospora colombiana is the source of this 1233-nucleotide messenger RNA. The record is from the annotation of a GenBank genome assembly. NCBI's taxonomy places the organism in Eukaryota, Fungi, Glomeromycota, Glomeromycetes, Diversisporales, Acaulosporaceae.